Messenger RNA from Ostertagia ostertagi, 399 nucleotides. The record is from the annotation of a GenBank genome assembly. Lineage: Eukaryota; Metazoa; Nematoda; Chromadorea; Rhabditida; Trichostrongylidae.
AUGAGUGAGUUGUGCGAUGGUGAGGAGACUGCCUUGGCAAAGUAUAAAGGUUAUGAGCUUGCGUACAACAUCGAGAUGAACGUCAGCGCCAUUGAGAGCGCUCAGAAGCGAUUUUCACAGCUUCUUUCUCGCCAUUUCGCGUAUGGUGAAGAUUUGCGAGACCUCUCUCGAGAAAUAGAUGACUACUACCUGGCAAAUCGUGAGACACCUAAAGACUACGAAGAGAAGAUGUCAUCCAUGCAUGAAAUCGGCCGUAUCAUCAGAAAACACAAGAGAUGGAAAUUCAAAGUGUUUCCGUCUGGUUCGACUAUGACGGGUUUAGCUUCAAAAGGGAGUGAUCUUGAUGUCACAGUAUGGAUUCCCUAUGCACGGAAAUCCUACGCAAACGAAUCUGAGUAU